UAAGAUACAAAAACAAUAGUCAAAUAGUCAAUAAAAAAAGCAACGCAAAUAAAUAUAUAUUAUAAAAAAAAAUAAAAGUUGGUCACUGGUCAAGUUGAGCAUAGUGAUUUUUCGUUAAGUUGUAGAAAAUGAAAAGAAUUUAAUAUAUAUUUUAUGACUGGAGCGAAAUUUCACGAGGAGUGUUGGUUUUGCAAGAGAAUAAAAUACGAACAAAAUGAGUGAUUCCCAUACGACGAUAACAACAAAAGCCGUAAUCGAGACGGCUUCCAACGAAGGACACGGGGAAGGCAAUUCUGACAACCAAAGCCAGGAAGAUGCCAUAUGCGAGUCUGCCACGCCCGUAUCGCCCUUGAAGUCAGUUGUUGUUGUUGAGGAAGGAAAAAACAGCGAAAGGAGCACAACCAUUGAAGAUAUCCAACGUCGAACAUCCCUACAGUCAAGUACAUCUGCCAUAAACAUUCUCAGCUCUGUUGGAGAUAUAAUGACCCUGCCCUCUGCAACAAAUUUGAAUGCUACCAACGAAAAUGAAGGUUCUUUUCAACAGACUUUUAAUCCCCAGGACGGCACCGAAGGCGAACGCAGUUGUUGGAUAUGUUUUGCGACUGAUGAAGACAAUCGGUUGGCCGCUUGGGUUCAACCUUGUAAGUGUCGCGGCACCACGAAAUGGGUGCAUCAAAGCUGUUUGUACCGCUGGGUAGAUGAAAAACAGAAAGGCAAUGCCCUACGCACGGUAAAUUGUCAACAAUGCCAAACGGAAUACAUCAUCGUAUUUCCUCAAAUGGGCAAAGUGGCCAAUAUAUUAGAAGCCUUUGAUAACAUAAUUAGGCGCGUAAGUCCAUUUUUGGCAGCAGGUAUAUUUGUUGGCUCUCUCUACUGGACUGCUGUAACAUAUGGGGCAGUGACGUUUCUACAGAUUGUCGGACACAAAAAGGGUCUAGCCCUAAUGGAAAAUGGCGAUCCCAUUUUAUUGCUAAUUGGUCUUCCAGUCAUACCUGUCGGUUUGGUAUUGGGUCGCAUGAUUCGCUGGGAAGAUGCUGUAAUUCGCCUAAUCCGCAACCGCCGCAAUGUGGCUCGUAAAUUGCCACUUAUGAAUUUUAUCAUACCUUAUCCAGAAGAAGAUGAGGAACAAACAGCUCAAAAUCCUGCAACACCAACGCUUUCGGAUCCUGUGUCAGCAACACGUAUAUUUUGUGGAGCUCUCUUAUUGCCAACGAUAUCCUCGAUUGUUGGACGACUGCUAUUUGAAUCAAUUGAAAAUACCUUGCACCGAACUUUAUUGGGUGGUCUGACAUUCAUAACGGUUAAGGGAAUUUUGAAAAUUUAUCUAAAACAACAACAGCACACACGUAAAAAGAAACGUCGUAUUGUAGACUAUACAGAGGAGAAUGUACGCGUCUAUGUAAAUCGAUCUAAUUCUAAUAGAAGUCAAGGAAAUCCUGCUGGAGCAACAGCUGCAUCGGGUGCUCAACAACAACAAGCAAAUGUGCCAAGAACCAAUGAACGUGACAGUGUAGUGUAGGUUAAUUAACCACAUUAAUCAAAAACAAAUAUUUGGUAAGACCAACAAAAACUACACGCUAUAAUAACAAUUAUUAAAAAGAGGUUCCGUCGUAUAGUAGUUAAUCUUUUUUAUAUAUAAAUAUAUAAAAAAAACUAAUAUGUGCUGUUAACAAAGCUACCACGUUAAUCUUCUUCUUUGAACUCUAUGACACACUCUCCCACACACACACACACACACACUCUAUCCAAUAAAUACUGGAAUAAAUUGAAAUCUAAAUAAAUGAAUAAUUGAAUUAGUAUACCACAUGCAUAUACAUACAAUAUAUAGGGCAAGAUAAACUCUUUUUGUAUAAAUAAUAUUUAACCGUUGGCAUGCCAUGAAAAUCCGACAUAAAACAAAAUGUUUUAGUAGCCAAUAAAGAAUUAAAAACUUUUAUGUGGGUACAUAAAGCUACGGGUAGGUUGAUUGAUAAUUUAGUUUUUGUCCAGUAAGGGUGUGGCCUUGACCACUUAUGUUUUUUUAGUUUGUCGACUUUUCUUACAAUUUGUUAACUUUAUAUUGAAUUGGUAUGGGUGCAGAAGCCUAAUUUUUAAAAACCUUAACAAAAAACCAUUUCUUUUUAUAUGUAGAUUAACGUUCUCACCAUUGCACCGGAUGGUUUUUAUGGUUACGAUAAUAAAGAGUUCGUUUUUAUUUGCACCCAAAAAUAUAAAGUCGGGUUUCUUUGCUAAACUGUUAUAUAUGUUUUAAUGUAAAAUUCUAAAAAUAAAUCUUGUUUUCAUCAUUA
Messenger RNA from Stomoxys calcitrans (stable fly), 2288 nucleotides. Its product is annotated as E3 ubiquitin-protein ligase MARCHF5. The record is from RefSeq and is a predicted model, not a curated record. Lineage: Eukaryota; Metazoa; Arthropoda; Insecta; Diptera; Muscidae. Gene Ontology annotation, molecular function: zinc ion binding. The coding region runs from base 215 to 1519 and encodes 434 amino acids. The transcript has 3 exons.